This is a messenger RNA of Saccoglossus kowalevskii, 833 nucleotides long. RefSeq lists its product as uncharacterized. The record is from RefSeq and is a predicted model, not a curated record. Lineage: Eukaryota; Metazoa; Hemichordata; Enteropneusta; Harrimaniidae.
AUGGCGGCUGACAAUCCUUCGAACGUGCUACUGAAAGCCACAGAAGUACUACAAAAAGCUGCUGGCAGCGUAGUCAAACUACUUGAAGACGAGGAACGAUCCUCACGUAAGUUCGAUGAGAAGUCUAAUUCGAUUUCAAGUCAUUUAACAAAAUCAUCGUUCAACCGCGAGCCGAAUUGCGUCGGCCAUGCUGGCCACGCUGCACAAGAGUUUGUUGUGGACCUCUUCCCGUCUUUAGUGAAGCAGAGGGAACAACGUGCGAAGGGUAGAGGAAAACGUGGUCAAAUUAAUGGCAAGAGAAAACCAACUGGUUUAUCCCCUUUUAUGAACUUCGCGCAUGUAAAUACGUGGACGCAUCGAUUCUGUCUAUUGAGCGGGGUUGAAAACGAAUCGACGCCAACUAUAAAAGAAAAGCAGCUAUUACUAGAAGCGGCAUGGGACGGUGGAGGAUUUACUCUAUGGCGGUGUGGUGGCAGGAAUUCUAAAGAUUUGGUGCAAAUUUACCUUCCAAAUGAAGGUUACACUGUCAAGUAUCUCAAAGAAGAGUCCGUUCUUGGAUCGGCCGUAUGUUAUAUAAAGCCUUUACAGAGAGAUCUACCUUUCGACACUUGCAAAGACAAGACCUCUGAAGUCAAGCAAUCCUCAGGAGUGAAAAUAAAGUGCAUUUACUGUGCACAAACUGUUGCUAUGAAUAGUAUUCAAGAUCACCAUAAAAUAUGCAACUUAGAUAUUUUAAGUGACACAGAUGAUGAUGAUGAUGACGACGACCUCUGUGUUGUGAAUACAGUAUGGCUCCUCCUACAAAAGUGUGUAAAAUAAAUGAUGACCAGAAG